Molecule: messenger RNA, 339 nt
Organism: Musa acuminata AAA Group (dessert banana)
Lineage: Eukaryota; Viridiplantae; Streptophyta; Magnoliopsida; Zingiberales; Musaceae
Product: cyclin-dependent protein kinase inhibitor SMR1-like
Exons: 1
Coding region: 1-339 (112 amino acids)
Source: RefSeq, a predicted model, not a curated record
AUGUCAGCUUCGCCGGAGCUAACCAGUGCGGCGACGUUGAGGCCCGUCGAGACAGUAAGAUCAGAAGAGGGUGGUGGUGAUCAUGGCGAUGAAGAGGAGUGCCGAACUCCGACGUCGGAGGAGAGUAAGCUACCGUCGCUUCCCUUGAACUGCCCGCCUGCGCCGAGGAAGCGCAGGUGGGUCGCCGUCUGCAGGCGGCGGCGGCCGCGGUGGCAGCCGCAGGUAGAGCUCAUCGUGGUGGGAGCCAAAGAAAUGGAGCAGUUGUUUCAGCGGAGAGAGGAGCCACCACCGCGACGUGCCAAGAGGCAAAGGCGUCACACCCCGGACGACGACAUGUGA